CUAGCAGAAACAACCGUUCCCUGUUUUAUCCUGUCCCUGAAGGCAGCACGACAGGAGCGAAGAUGGCGUGCUGUGGGAACUGUUUUUGUUGUCAAUGUUGCUGCAGAGAAGGAGAGAGCCGGACACCGGAGGAGCUGACAAUCCUUGGCGAAAUCAGAGAGGAAGAAGAUGAAAUAUUACCCAGAAAAGACUAUGAGAGUCUGGAUUAUGAUCGCUGCAUCAGUGAGCCCUAUUUGGAGGUUUUGGAGUCGAUGGACAGCAAAAAAGCUAAAAAGUACGAGGCGGUGCGGUGGGUGAUGGUGUUCGCCAUCGGGGUCACUGUUGGUCUGGUGGGAUUGUUUGUGGAUUUCUUUGUUCGCCUCUUCACCAAAAUCAAAUUCACUGUGGUUGGUGACUCUAUAGAACGCUGCAGCGACAAAGGUUGUCUCUCUCUGUCUCUGCUGGAGCUCCUGGCCUUCAACAUGACCUUCGCCUUCAUUGCCAGUGUGCUCGUCCUCAUCGAGCCCGUCGCCGCAGGUUCGGGGAUCCCAGAAAUCAAAAGUUACCUGAACGGCGUGAAGAUUCCUGGGAUUGUGCGUCUGCGGACAUUUGUGUGCAAGGCUGCGGGCGUCCUUUUCAGCGUGGCUGCAGGUCUGUUUGUAGGGAAGGAGGGUCCCAUGAUCCACAGUGGGGCCAUCGUGGGAGCUGGGCUUCCUCAGUUUCAGAGCAUCACUUUCAGGAGGAUCAAAUUUGAUUUCCCAUACUUUCGAAGCGACAGGGACAAGCGGGACUUCGUGUCGGCCGGAGCGGCUGCAGGAGUCGCCGCCGCCUUCGGCGCUCCGAUCGGAGGAACCCUGUUCAGUCUGGAGGAAGGUUCCUCCUUCUGGAACCAGGCCCUGACCUGGAAAGUGCUCUUCUGCUCCAUGUCGGCCACCUUCACCCUCAACUUCUUCCGUUCGGGGAUCAGCUUCAACAAGUGGGGCUCCUUCCAGCUGCCCGGCCUGCUCAACUUCGGAGAGUUUAAAUGCUCCGACGGAGAUAAGAACUGCCACCUGUGGACGGCGGUGGACCUGGCCUUCUUCGUCCUGAUGGGGGUGGUGGGCGGUCUGCUGGGCGCUCUCUUCAACUGCAUCAACAAGGCCAUCGCCAAGUACCGGCUGCGGCACAUCCACCCCAAGGCCAAGUUCAUCCGGCUUCUGGAGAGCCUCCUGAUCACCAUGGUGACCACGGUGGUGGUGUUUGCGGCCUCCAUCCUCCUGGGGGAAUGUCAGGAACUUUCUGCUCCGUCGGCUCGUAACGGCACGCCAACCGGCAGUGAGGACAUCAAUUCGACCGUUCGUCAAUACUUCUGCUCCAACAAGACCUACAACGACAUGGCGACGCUGUUCUUCAACCCGCAGGAGGCCGCCAUUCACCAGCUCUUCCACCAGGACGGGACCUUCAGCCCCGUCACCCUGUCCGUCUUCUUCCUCCUGUACUUCCUGCUGGCCUGCUGGACGUACGGCGUGUCCGUCCCCAGCGGCCUCUUCGUCCCCUCGCUGCUGUGCGGAGCCGCGUUCGGACGUCUGGUUGCAAACAUCCUCAAAGUGAAGCUGGGGAUGGACAUCUACUCCGGGACCUUCGCGCUGAUCGGGGCGGCGUCCUUCCUGGGCGGAGUGGUCCGCAUGACCAUCAGCCUGACCGUCAUCCUCAUCGAGUCCACCAAUGAGAUCACAUACGGACUCCCCAUCAUGAUCACGCUCAUGGUCGCCAAGUGGACCGGAGACUUCUUCAACAAGGGGAUCUACGACAUCCACAUCCAGCUGAGAGGAGUCCCCCUGCUGGAGUGGGAGACCGAGCUGGAGAUGGACAAGCUGACAGCCAGUGAUAUCAUGGAGCCCAACCUGACCUACGUCUACCCUCACACCCGGGUGCAGUCGCUGGUCUGCAUCCUGCGCACCACGGUGUACCACGCCUUCCCCGUGGUCACCGAGAACCGGCAGAACGAGCAGGACUUCAUGAAGGGCAACAUCCUCAUCAGCAACAACAUCCGCUACAAGAAGUCCAGCGUGGUUUCCCGAGCGGGCGAGCAGUGGCGCCGCUGCCAGUCCAUGAAGUCGUACCCGUCCAGCGAGCUGAGGAACGUCUGCGACGAGCAGAGCGCCAUGGCCAGGCCGGCCGAGGACGGCGAGGACAUGCUGCAGGUCAUGCUGGAGAGGAGGCAGGCUCCGUACCCGAACCUGUACCCGGACCAGUCCCCCAGCGAGGAGUGGACCAUGGAGGAGCGCUUCCGGCCGCUCACCUUCCACGGACUCAUCCUGCGCUCCCAGCUGGUCAACCUGCUGGUCCGAGGCGUCUGCUACGCAGAGAACCAGUCGAACGCCAUGCAGCCCAGGCUGUCGUACGCCGAGCUGACGGAGGACUACCCCCGGUACCCGGACAUCCACGACCUGGACCUGGCCCUGCUCAACCCCCGCAUGAUCGUGGACGUGACGCCCUACAUGAACUCCUGCCCCUACACCGUCUCCCCCAACACCCGCAUCUCGCAGGUCUUCAACCUGUUCCGGACCAUGGGCCUGCGGCACCUGCCCGUCAUCAACGCCACCGGAGAGAUCGUCGGAAUCAUCACGAGGCACAACCUGACCCACGAGUUCCUGCUGGCCAAACUGCGGCAGCACUACAUCACCAUCUGAGCCGCCAGCCGCGUCCUCGAACUCCGCAAAGGUCUCCGGUCCCAUACCGAAAUCCGACAAUAACUCUCUGCUUUACAGGACAUCUGAGGUCUGGAUUCAGUCUGAACAGAAAAGGAAGGAAAUGCUUUCUGUCGUCGCUUCAUUUCCCACAUCAGAGUUUAAUGAGAGGCGUCCUGACGCAGCGUCUGACCCUCCUCCUGGACCGGGCGCUUUACCGUGAUCGCAUGUAGACCGCAUCGGCCAGCAGCAAGCAUUUCCACGUGUAGUACUUUAUCAUGAUCCGUCACACUCACACACUCAUUAUUAUUAUUUAACUACCGAUUAAUGAUCAUUUUUCAUCUGACUUCAAAUGUUCUGAUGUCAAAACGCAGACGUUCGGUGAAACAGGGACACUUCAGUUUGACUUUGCUCUGGGGUGUGUGUGUGUGUGUGUGUGUGUGUGUGUGUGUGUGUGUGUGUGUGUGUGUGUGUGUGUGUGUGUGUGUGUGUGUGUGUGUGUGUGUGUGUGAGAAAGUCACCUCCUCACAUUGUCCUGCUCACAGACCAAAGUCAAACUUCACACCCAGCAUUCCUCUCUCCUCUCUCUUCCAGGACUUUUCUGUUCUUUCCAUCGUCACUGUUGCACUUUGGGGUGUGUUUUAAUUUGCGGUGUGAUUCCCGGGUUUUGAUGCACUAAAGCGGGCGGCCGGACCUCAGAGGAAGACUCUGCCGGCCGAUCACAAGGUUCUAAAGUUACUCUUCCACCGUUCUGCGCCGGUAACACGUCCAGUUCUCUGUUGUCUUUCAUCCUGGCGACUGUUAAAUUACUUUUAAUUUUGUUUUUGGUUCAGACUAAUCAGUUUUAGAAGAUUUAGAGUAAAAAUUCAUCUGCAGUCCCAGCUGUGUGUUUCUAAAGGUGUUCAGGUCUAAUCCUCUGGUACCUCAUUCCACUUAAUUUCCCUAAAUGUGAAUUGAAGUCAGUUUGUGGGUCUGAAGUCAUUUGUGUUGCUCAAAGAAACUGCAAAGAUGCAUAUCUGCACAGAAAAUGUCUGUUAAUAGUGUAUCAAUGUAAAGCAGAGCACAUUACCACUGUUGUGUGUAUUUAUUAUUUUUCUUGUAAUUAUUUCUCAGUUUCCGUCCUAAAUGUUGCCACAGAAGGGAACCUUGUAGCCAUGAACUAAAGCAGAAGCUUCUUUUAGAAGUUGAUUCCUCUUUUUUGUUAAUUUCCUGAAAUGUCGUUUCCAUUUCCAUAUGAGCUGAGACGGUCUUUCUGUGUUUAUAAUAUCCAGAGACGUUGAGUCCAGAGAGGGACGAUGGCUCGUCUCCACCUGCUCUCAAUAAAUCAACAGUUAAAGCUCAUUUUCAGAGAACAGAAUUGACAGAACUCGUGGCAUUUCAUCUGUAAUCCUCCAGCAGAGAGUUGGGCAUUCUGCUCACGGUUCACCUUCAAAGUAAAAGCCUGUGAGUCCUGUGGGAACAUACAAAUCGGCAUUAUUUAACAGUAACACGAUCUGAGCACAAGUCCCCGGUCCUGGACAUCGUCCUGUGAGACGAGCCCAUGAACCCCCUUUCUAACGGAGCCGGUAAAGCAGCCCCAGGCCAUGAUGCUGCCUCCACCGUGCUCCACCGUUUGGACGCUGUUUCAUGCAGUGGCGGAUUUUCAUCCCACUCAGAGCUUCAUGUUCUUCCCAAACUGUUCGGUCUUGGUUUGAUUUGUCCAGAAUUCCUGACACGAAGCCUGUUGGAUGUAAAGACGUUCCUCUCAUCACGUUUUGUGAACACCUGUUUGCACCUGUUUGUUCUGGUACUUUCCAUGAUUUGAACUCUUAAAUCAGCUGAACUCCUUCAGAGACGUUCCUUCUUCUAGUUGCUUCCUGUUUAAUUUAAAUAUAUUUUUUGCACAGUUUUAUUUUUUUAUGCUAUGUUUUUUGCCGUCUGUAAGAUAUUAAUUCAUUGGAAUCAUGUGAAUGCUUUUGCAAACGGACCAAAGCCGUCCGGGAUUUUAUUUGUUUCCAGUCUGGACAGUCUGACUGUUGUUAAGGGAAGUUGUUUCUUCUGACUGUUUCCUGUCAGACGAAGUGCAGAAUGUGAGAUUUAAAGCAGCCCCGCGGCGCCACACGUGGAAGGGUUUGGUCACCUGGUCGAAUGCCAGAUUUUCAGUUAAAGGAGCAGAGAGUCUGCUGUCUGUGCCUUUGUUUAAAUAAAGGUUUUAUGUUUCA
Salarias fasciatus (jewelled blenny) is the source of this 4849-nucleotide messenger RNA. RefSeq names its product chloride channel 6 (gene clcn6). Gene Ontology annotation, cellular component: lysosomal membrane; intracellular membrane-bounded organelle. The record is from RefSeq and is a predicted model, not a curated record. The coding region runs from base 63 to 2651 and encodes 862 amino acids. Gene Ontology annotation, biological process: chloride transport; transmembrane transport. Lineage: Eukaryota; Metazoa; Chordata; Actinopteri; Blenniiformes; Blenniidae. Gene Ontology annotation, molecular function: voltage-gated chloride channel activity. The transcript is spliced from 23 exons.